AUGGAGGAGGCGCUGCUCUCCACCCCCAUCAACCCCAACAACUUCCCCGCAAAGCUGUGGCGGCUGGUGAACAGCCCCCGGUACCGCUCGAUCCGCUGGGACGGCCGCGGUGAGGGGCUGCUCAUCGACCAGCCGCUCUUCGAGGCCGAGCUGCUCAGCCCGCCCGGGGCGGGGGCCGGGGGCGGCGGCGGCGGCGGCGGGGCCGGGGGCGGCGGCGGCGGCGGGGUCGCCGGCCUGGGGGGCGCCGGGGCCGAGCCCGAGCUCUUCAAAACCACCAACUUCACCAGCUUCAUCCGCCAGCUCAACCUCUACGGCUUCCGCAAGGUGGUGCUGGGCGGGCCGGGCGCGGCGGGGCCCGGGCCGGGGCCGGGGGGCGGCGGGCCGGCGGGCGACGGGCCGCUCCACCACUUCCACAGCCCGCACUUCCGCCGCGACCAGCCGCAGCUGCUCGUGCACCUCAAAAGGCUCACCAGCGCCAACAAGGCCAAGCUGGCGGCCGGCCUGGAGGUGCCCUGCCGCCCGCCCAACCGCUUCCAGAGGCUCCUCAUCACGUCGGCCUCGGCCUCGGCCUCCACCUCCCCGCUGCAGCACCAGGAGCCGCCGCCGUCGCCCUCGGGGCCCCGGCCGGAGACGCAGGGACCAGUGGCUGUAGGACAAUUUCACCGGUCGUUCCGGCGAGAUAGUCUGUCUCCUUACUCCUACGUAUCAACUUCAUCCCACAACCACAGUACUUUUCCUCUGAAAGGUUUAGAUCGGACCCCGAUCCCUCCUAGAACAUGGCAGAACUCUCUUGGAAUGCACCCAGGACAAGUGGAAACGUCUCCCACUUUUUCAGAUAAAGGGGUUCCAUUUCCUGUACUACAGAGGUUUCCAACUGAGGUCACGUAUACCCUGCAGCCCAGUGCCACAUCCGUACACGUUCAGCAAGGUCCUCAAACAAUGGUCAGCUCCUCCCAAAAAUACAGUAACUACACACCCUCAGCGCAGUACUCCCAAGCCUACUAUCCAACAGCCGUGCUGCAGUGCUGCUCGCCUUCCACGCACAUGGACGCGCUCAGUAGUUGUGUCAGCCCCACUGCCUCUUCCUACGCACACUGCAACUACUUUCAGAAUCCUCCAAUGCAGUCUUCCUAUCCAGUUGAAUUUCUGCCUUCUAAUUGGCCUUGCAGUGCUACUGAUGAAAAUAAAAAGACAGAAGUAAACCUAGAGGCUGUUUUUCAGAUAGUAGAUGAGUUGCAUUCCUCCCCUAAAUUGGAGAUGGUCAAGGUGGAGCCCGUUGAGAAUCAGUGCUCAACAUCCCAGUCUAGUAGAGGCCAACAUAUCCUAGCUAAUUCAAACAACAGCAAUCCAUCUUCCACAAGUCAGGCUAGCCAGCUGGAGCCACUUACUCCUGUAGGUUCAGAUAUUACGUCUUUUGUGGUCGGAACAGAACAGGCAAUUACCUGCUCUCUACCACAGUCACCUGAGUACAUCUAUACCAUCCACCCAGCUCAGCCUGUUGAAAAUACUACAAUGCAAGAGUCUGCAAUCAACCAGCAAGCUCACAUCAAACUGAAGGAGCAGCUGAGUCAUAAUCCAUCGCCAUCUUCAGUAGUGUUUGUGCAGGAAGGGCUACCAUUCAGCACACACCAGGUGGAUGCCAGUAUAAAAUGCCAGACCAAUCCACCUGAGAAUAUCUUGCCUUCAGAACAAAUGGGAUUCCUUAUUUCCGAAAUGGGGCCUGCUAGCAAGCCUAGUAAAGACAUGGGUUUAUCCACUCCAGCCAGAUACAGAGAGCGAAGAAGCAACUCACAGCAAGGAAAGUCCCCUGAUCUUCAUCUGCUGGUGGAUGUUGCCUGCAAGCAGGAACACUUUCCAAAGGAGGAAGAAUUAAAAGAGUGAGGAAUGGAUGACAAAUGUGACAUCGUGCACUAGCUGUAGCUGGAGGCAGGCUAGCCUUGCGCGUGACACACUGUUGGGGUUUUUUCAGUUCUGUUAAGGAAAAAAAAAGUAUUUUUGUUUUGUUAAUUGAGAAUUUUGUUAAUUGAGAAUUGGGAAUUUGAUAUUUACUACAGCUGUUCAGUUCAAUGGUUUACCUUGACAAACUACAAAACAUCUAGCAGUCUUCUUUUUUGUUUGUUUGCUGCUCAGAUCCCUUUCAAAUGAAAAGUCCUGGCCUUCUGUUACCAUCAAGAAGCAUCUAAAAACAGCUGCGUGUAUGGUCCCGGAGAAUACUCUGUGUGUGAGUGUGCCGAUUUGUCGUCUUGCCACUUUCAAACAGU
This is a messenger RNA of Dama dama (fallow deer), 2261 nucleotides long. RefSeq names its product heat shock transcription factor 5 (gene HSF5). The coding region runs from base 1 to 1881 and encodes 626 amino acids. The transcript is spliced from 6 exons. Gene Ontology annotation, molecular function: DNA-binding transcription factor activity; sequence-specific DNA binding. Lineage: Eukaryota; Metazoa; Chordata; Mammalia; Artiodactyla; Cervidae. The record is from RefSeq and is a predicted model, not a curated record. Gene Ontology annotation, biological process: regulation of DNA-templated transcription.